Neoarius graeffei (lesser salmon catfish) is the source of this 8708-nucleotide messenger RNA. It is a transcript of the gene ank2b, whose product is annotated as ankyrin 2b, neuronal. Gene Ontology annotation, cellular component: T-tubule. Gene Ontology annotation, molecular function: protein binding. The record is from RefSeq and is a predicted model, not a curated record. The transcript is spliced from 8 exons. Bases 26 to 8626 code for a protein of 2866 amino acids. Lineage: Eukaryota; Metazoa; Chordata; Actinopteri; Siluriformes; Ariidae. Gene Ontology annotation, biological process: protein localization to T-tubule; signal transduction; regulation of cardiac muscle contraction.
CUUUGUUCAAAAUCUGUAUGAAAUCAUGUCUACAAAAGAAUGCAGAUCUGUAUCAACAAAAUCUGAUCUUUCAGAAAGAGAAUGUGAGCUUAUUUCUCCUAUAAUAUUUUCAGAGGAAGGUCGACCUUUGUCACCUGAUUCGUUUUCAUCCGUAAAUGAACAUAUACCUCUUUCACCUGAUUCCCCAAUACCAAGCUUUUCACCAGUUUGUGAAUUGUAUACAUCUUUAGGAUAUCACUCUGAAUCACUUGAGUCAGAUCUUUCAGACAGAGAGGACAUAUUGAUCUCACCCACGAGAACACUGUUUGAUAAUCGGCCACCUUCACCAGAUUCAGCAUCAUCACUAAAUAUCCCUGGACCACCUUCGCCAGAUUUAAUAUUACCUGAAUAUAAAAAGAAAGGGACAGAUUGUGAUAUCUUAUUGCAUGUCAAUGAAAUAUCUUCAUUUCAAAUAGAAUCUUCAAAUAUCCUUACAUCUGAAGCCGAACGUAAGUUGUUGCAAAGCCAUUAUUUCAGGCAACAAUCCCCUGAGACUUUGGAAACUGAUAACCGCUUAAACAAAUGUGAUUUAGAGGGUCUGUUACUUCCUGAUUCUACCAAACCUUUAAGCAAACAAAUAGCAAUCAUGGAAUCUGAAAAGACAUCCAAUGAAUAUGCCUCUGAAAAUAUCACAAAGCCUCUGACUUUAUCUGCUAAGGUACCUGCUAAAAAAUGUCAAAAAACAAAGUUAUCAAAAAAUGCAAAACACAAAGAAGGGAAUGCCCAUCUCACUGACCAAGUUGAAUCUACUUUGACACAUAGACUUAAUAGUCCCAAGGACUGUAAAUUAAGUACAUCAUUAAAAGGAGCAGAUGAUCAAACCUUAACCACAGAGCCAUGUGACUCUUUGUCCAGUCAUGAAUCAAAAGCAAUUGGGUUGUCAGAAGCUAGGCCUAUACAAAUCCAAAACCAAUUUAAUCUUGAAAAAACCUCGAUCAAGGAAAGUGAAAUUGCAGCCACCAAGAGAAAUGCUCACAACUUUAUUAGUAAAGUAAAUGAUCCCCAAUACAAAGGUAAAACAUUCUGCACCAACCAUGGUGAUUUUGAAUAUAUUGUAAAAACAGAUGAGAAUAGACAAUUAUCACCUGAUUCACCUAUACAGCAGUUCAGAUCAUUUUUUCCUGAGAGUAGUUUGCAGAUUUCUGGACACAGAUCAUGCUCACCUGAAUCAAUAUAUUCUAAUUCAAUAGAAACUGAAUCAUUUGCUGGAGACCUGCUUAAUGUAGAGCAAAGGCCAGAGUCACCUGACUCAUUUCAAUCAGAACUUGAAUCUAGACCCCUUAGCCCCGACUCCAUCCCAGAAUAUAGGCCUAUUUCAAGUGAAUCUAUAAUCUUAGUGUCAGACAUUAGAGGAUCUUCACCAGAUUCAGUUAGUGCAUGUAGACCACUAUCUCCAGAUUCACCAAUACCACAGUACUCAGUGAUGUUUUGUGAACUACUGCCAGUAGCAGGAUGUCGAUCGUCUUCACUUGAAUCUUUAGCAUCAGGUUCAGAUUGUGAAUUAAAUAAUUUGAGUUUCAUAAGUUCAGACUGUAGAACUUCACCUCAAUCUAUAGCAUCAUUAGCAACUGAUGAAUGCUUACCCCAAGAUUCACCAAUACCAGAUUUUAGGUCUUUGUUUCCUGAACAUGCACUUCCAGUUUCUGGGUAUAGAUCAUGUUCACCUGAGUCAAUAUAUUCUAAUUCAAUAGAACAUGACUUGUUUCCUGGAGACCUGUUUGAUGUAGAGCAAAGGCCAGAGUCACCUGAUUCAGUUCAGUCAGAAUUUGAAGCUAGACCCCUUAGCCCUGACUCCAUCCCAGAGUACAGGCCUAUGUCACCCGAAUCUAUGAUCUUAGCAUCACACUUUAGAGGAUCCUCACCAGAUUCUAUUAGCUCAUGUAGAUCACUGUCUCCAGAUUCACCAAUACCACAGUACUCAACAAUGUUCUUUGAACUACUGCCAGUAGCAGGAUGUAGAUCAUCUUCACUUGAAUCAUUAGCAUCAAGUUCAGAUUGUGAAUUAAAUAAUUUGAGUUCCAUAAGUUCUGACUGUAGAAGUUCACUUCAAUCUAUAGCAUCAUUAGCGACUAAUGAAUGCUUAUCCCAAGAUUCACCGAUACCAGAUUUUAGAUCUUUGUUUCCUGAACAUGCACUUCCAGUUUCUGGGUAUAGAUCAUGUUCACCUGAAUCAGUAUGUUCCAAUGCAAUAGAACAUGACUUGUUUCCUGGAGACCUGUUUGAUGUAGAGCAAAGGCCAGAGUCACCUGAUUCAGUUCAGUCAGAAUUUGAAGCUAGACCCCUUAGCCCUGACUCCAUCCCAGAGUACAGGCCUAUGUCACCCGAAUCUAUGAUCUUAGCAUCACACUUUAGAAGAUCCUCACCAGAUUCUAUUAGCUCAUGUAGAUCACUGUCUCCAGAUUCACCAAUACCACAGUACUCAACAAUGUUCUUUGAACUACUGCCAGUAGCAGGAUGUAGAUCAUCUUCACUUGAAUCAUUAGCAUCAAGUUCAGAUUGUGAAUUAAAUAAUUUGAGUUCCAUAAGUUCUGACUGUAGAAGUUCACUUCAAUCUAUAGCAUCAUUAGCGACUAAUGAAUGUUUAUCCCAAGAUUCACCGAUACCAGAUUUUAGAUCUUUGUUUUCUGAACAUGCACUUCCAGUUUCUGGGUAUAGAUCAUGUUCACCUGAAUCAGUAUGUUCCAAUGCAAUAGAACAUGACUUGUUUCCUGGAGACCUGUUUGAUGUAGAGCAAAGGCCAGAGUCACCUGAUUCAGUUCAGUCAGAAUUUGAAGCUAGACCCCUUAGCCCUGACUCCAUCCCAGAGUACAGGCCUAUGUCACCCGAAUCUAUGAUCUUAGCAUCACACUUUAGAAGAUCCUCACCAGAUUCUAUUAGCUCAUGUAGAUCACUGUCUCCAGAUUCACCAAUACCACAGUACUCAACCAUGUUGGUUGAUGUAGUGUUAGUAACGGGAUGUAGAUUGUCCUCUCCUGACUCUAUGGCUUCAGAUAAUGAUUAUGAGGUUAACAUUCUCAGUACUGCAGAUUCUGAUCAUAGACCAUCAUCUCCUGAAUCAAUGGCAUCAAUAGAUGAGAACACACAAUUAUCACCUGACUCGCCUAUCCCAGCAUUUAGACCAUAUUUCUUUGAGAGUGUUCUUCCUUUUCCUGAAUGUAGAUCAUGUUCACCUGAAUCAAUAUGUUCUAAUUCAAUAGAAUAUGAACAAAUGUCACCAGAGUAUGUGAUCUCAGUGAUAGAUAUGAGAAGCGUCUCGCCAGAUUCAGUUAGCUCAUGUAGACCACUGUCUCCAGAUUCACCAGUACCACAAUACUCAACAAUGUUAGCUGAGUUACUGACAGUAAAAGGACCUAGAUCACCCUCUCCUGAGUCUAUGGCUUCAGAUGAAGAUUAUCAGUUUAAUGUUCUCACUGUUGCAGAUUCUGAUCACAGACCUUCAUCACCUGACUCAAUUGCAUCAGUAGAUGAGAACACACGAUUAGCACCUGACUCACCUAUCCAGGCAUUCACACCAUCUUUCUCUGAGAGUGCUCUGCCAAUUUCUGGACAUGGAUCAUGUUCACCUGAAUCAGUAUGUUCUAAUUCAUUAGAAUAUGAAUUAUUUGCUAUGUCACCACAGUCUUUGAUCUCAGCAUCAGAGAUUAGAGGAUCUUCACCAGAUUCAGUUAGUGCAUGUAGACCGCUGUCUCCGGAUUCGCCAAUACCACAGUACUCAGGAUUGUUCUGCGAGUUAAUGCCAGCAAUAGGGCAUAGACCAUCCUCUCCUGAGUCUCUGGCUGCAGAUAAAAAUUAUGAUGAUGAUGAUGAUGAUAAUGAGCUGAAUGCUGAUCAUGUGACAGUUUCUCGGGCAUCAUCACCUGAUUCCAUGAAAUCAGCAGAUGAGAAUAGACCAUUAUCACCUGACUCACCUAUACAACAGUUCAGACCAUUUUUUCCUGAGAGUAGUUUGCCAGUUUCUGGGUAUAGAUCAUGUUCACCUGAGUCAAUAUAUUCUAAUUCAAUAGAACAUGACUUGUUUCCUGGAGACCUGUUUGAUGUAGAGCAAAGGCCAGAGUCACCUGAUUCAGUUCAGUCAGAAUUUGAAGCUAGACCCCUUAGCCCUGACUCCAUCCCAGAGUACAGGCCUAUGUCACCUGAAUCUAUGAUCUUAGCAUCACACUUUAGAGGAUCCUCACCAGAUUCUAUUAGCUCAUGUAGAUCACUGUCUCCAGAUUCACCAAUACCACAGUACUCAACCAUGUUGGUUGAUGUAGUGUUAGUAACGGGAUGUAGAGUGUCCUCUCCUGACUCUAUGGCUUCAGAUAAUGAUUAUGAGGUUAGCAUUCUCAGUACUGCAGAUUCUGAUCAUAGACCAUCAUCUCCUGAAUCAAUGGCAUCAAUAGAUGAGAACACACAAUUAUCACCUGACUCGCCUAUCCCAGCAUUUAGACCAUAUUUCUUUGAGAGUGUUCUUCCUUUUCCUGAAUGUAGAUCAUGUUCACCUGAAUCAAUAUGUUCUAAUUCAAUAGAAUAUGAACAAAUGUCACCAGAGUAUGUGAUCUCAGUGAUAGAUACGAGAAGUGUCUCGCCAGAUUCAGUUAGCUCAUGUAGACCACUGUCUCCAGAUUCGCCAGUACCACAAUAUUCAACAACGUUGGCCGAGUUACUGACAGUAACAGGACCUACAUCACCCUCUCCUGAGUCUAUGGCUUCAGAUGAAGAUGAUCAGUUUAAUGUUCUCACUGUUGCAGAUUCUGAUCACAGACCUUCAUCACCUGACUCAAUUGCAUCAGUAGAUGAGAACACACGAUUAGCACCUGACUCACCUAUCCAGGCAUUCACACCAUCUUUCUCUGAGUGCGCUCUGCCAAUUUCUGGACAUGGAUCAUGUUCACCUGAAUCAGUAUGUUCUAAUUCAAUAGAAUAUGAAUUAUUUGCGAUGUCACCACAGUCUUUGAUCUCAGCAUCGGAUAUUAGAGUAUCUUCACCAGAUUCAGUUAGUGCAUGUAGACCUCUGUCUCCAGAUUCACCGAUACCACAGUACUCAACGAUGUUGGUUGAUUUAGUGUCAGUAACAGGACAUAGAUCAUCCUCUCCUGAAUCCAUGACUUCAGAUGAAGAUUAUGAGUUUAAUGUUUACACUGUUGUGCCUUCUGAUUAUAGACCAGCUUCACCUGAUUCAGUAGUAUCAGCAGAUGAAAAUGGACCACUAUCACCUGACUCACCUAUUCCAGAAUUUCAGUCAUUACUAUUUGACAGUACUUGGCCAGUGUGUGGAUAUAAAACACAUUCACCUGAAUCAGUACAUUCAGAAACUAUAGAAUGUAAAGGUCUUGAAGGAGAUAUAUUUACUGCUGAACAAAGAAGAGUGUCAGUCGAUUCAUCUGGAACUACAUCAUAUGCUCAAUUUCAAGAGACUAUCAAAUUGAUGCCUGAAUACAAACUUGUAUAUAAAGCUAUUCCUUUGAACCUCAUAUCUCACAUACAUGACCCACAUUACAAGGGGGAAAUGUUCAGUCCCAAAACAGGUCUAUUUGAGUAUACUGGCUGUAGAAUGAAAAUUGUUCAGACUUGCAAAAUGGAUGAGUCAAAUAGCAUCACUGGUCAAGGCGGUUAUAAAAUACCCGCUCUUAAUCAUGAGACUUCCCAAAUUUCUAAGCAAGUCCACAACAUUUCGACUCUACCCCUUUCUGAAAACCAAACAGCAUUAUCAGAUUUAUCCUUAACACAGUCAAGGAAAUAUGCUAGGGAAUCUUUUGAAUUUCCUGAAGAAAACUCUACUGAUUCUAUAUCUCAGUACACAUCCGAAGGAUAUGAAUAUCUGGAAAUUUCAGAUGAUCUCAGAGCUUCAUCACCAGAGUCUAUUAGAUCUAUAAAUGAAUUCAGAUCUCUUACACCUGAUUCCCCCAUACCUGAGCAUAUGCCUUAUACAAUGAUUUUUCAGUAUGAAAGUCGACCCCCUUCCCCAGAGUCUGUGUCUUCUGUCAAUGAAUUUCAAAGACUUUCCCCUGACUCUCCUAUACCUGAAUUCUUAUCCGCUUCACCAAUUCCAUAUGAACAUAAUGUUCAAUUUAGGCAGUUGUCUCCGAUAAUGUCUGAUUUACAAAAAUGUGAUAUAACCUGGAUGUCUUCAGAAUAUGCAUCACUUUGGCCAGAAACUAAACAAAGGCCAGUAUCACCUGGUUCUGAAUUGUCAGAAUGCGAUUCAAGAUCAUUAUCAUCCCCCAUAUUUUCUUUUGAGUCUGCAUGCAGAUCUCCAUCCCCUGAAGCACUGAGGGAACUAGAACCCAUUGUAUCUAUUACACCUGACUCUCUGAUAUUUGAUAUUGAUUGCCGCCCAGAAUCCCCUGAGUCAGUAACAUCUCAAACACAGUGUAAAGACUCCACGCCAGACAACACAUCUCACUGGGCAAGUGAUGUUGCAUUGUUCCCCAUUAUGACGGAUGAACAAUGUAGGCCAGACGCUAAGGUGGUUUCUGAAUCAGACUUUGCAACUUCAGCACAGAACCAGAAGAAUUUCAAUUAUGUCUUAAAUAGUGGUAGGAAAACACUGCCCUGCUGGCAUGAAUUUGUCUUGGAACCAGAACAAGAGGAAAAGAUUAGUGAAACCAGAGAGGCACCCCCUCUAGAGAUGAACAAAGUCAAGAAAAUGUCUUCAGGUGAUGGAGAUGGUAGAAGUAUUUUAAGCAUCCAAGGAGAUCUUCAGAAAAUUAAGGCAGUUAAACAGGAAUUGGAGCUUCAGCCCAAGCAGGGUCCUGAAGAAAGCUCUGACAGCCCUACCUCCGAAAUAGGCCAGGAGGAAUUCAAAACCAGGGCUCUGCAGGCUAAAGUCUCAGAAAAGGAUAUUCAGUCAAAAAAACAGAAUUUAGAAAUAAAAAAUAAAAAUACCAGUGGCAGUGAGGUAGACUCCUCACAAGUCCAAAACCAAAGCACCAAUGUAACCAUUUUAGAACAAAAAGCAAUUGCAUCAUCUUUGGCCAGUGAAGGUAACAUACAACCAGGUGUAAGUGACCCAAACUCACUACACUGUAUACCUGAGGGAAGAACAGUCGGUAGUACUGAUCUGGACAAUGUAUGUCCCAUGACAUCACUCAAGCAGUCAUUUGAGCAGCCAAAAGAAACAUCUGGAUUAUGUCAAAUACAUACAACACCCUUCCACUUCAGUCAACAAUCUCACAGGACAGUGACUCCUAAUUUAAUUAUUUCAAGUUCUCCCUCCUCUGAUGUGAUAUCAGCUUCUGAAAGAACGCCAUUUUUAGGAAGCAGUGUGUUACCCACUGAUCUGGGUUCUGUGACACCUGCGUCUAGUGAAUUAUGUUCUAACCAAGAGCCAUCUACUUUUCAUCAUGUAAUUUCCGAAUUUGAGAAAACAGUGUCUGCACGUAGUACUGAUGACCCAAAGUCAGUCUCCAAUCAAAUAUGUCCCAUGGAAACUGCUUUAGCUCCGAGUUCAUCUGAGAUAUCUCAACCUACAGCUGAGAGGUUGACAGAUUUUGAUCUGAAAGCCAAGCCAACGCCUGUCCAAGCAGAUAGUUUAGAUUCAGAUACUGAGUUCUUUGACUGUCCACAAACAUUUUUAGACAUAUCUGAACCCGAGCUGCGAUCAGAAGAACUUUUUGAUUCUGAAGCAGUUUACCAUGUUGAAGAAUCCCCAUCUUUACCAAACACUCCAGCCUAUGACAACUUGCUGGCCACGUCCAAAAUAACAGAAAAGUCAGAAUUAGACAGUCAAGAAAGCCCACGCCCAGUAUCCUGGGGAAGUGAGGAAAUUGAUUUGCCCAUUGUUCUUGAACCAGAGGAUGAAUGUAUCGGUGAGCAUGAUGAAGAGAUAGCAUAUCCUUAUGGGUAUGCAGAUGAGCAUUCCUAUGCAGAAGAGUUACCUCCAAGGCAAGGAGGCCAAUAUGAUGAUGAUGAUUCUCUGGGAAGGGAAAUAGCAGAGGAGCUAGGCUUGCUGUCUGAUAGUUCAGAGGAAGAGGUGUUGACCACCCGAGUGGUACGACGCAGAGUUAUAAUCCAGGGAGAUGAAUUUCCUGAAAUUCCCCCUCACAGAGUGACAGAGGAGCAAUACAUAGAUGAGCAUGGAAACAUAGUAAUCAAAAAGAUAACAAGGAAAAUUAUUCGUAAGUAUGUGUCUGCGGACGGGGUGGAGCGAGAGGAAGUGAUGGUGGAAGGAGCUCAGCAAGAAGCUAUCACUGUAGAUGAUGCUGAUGAUUUUUCCAAAGUGGUGAAAAGGACAGUAGUGAGGACUGCUGGAGAUCAGACUGAGGUGACGUUUUCUGAAGCAGUACCUGCUGGCGAGGCAACAGCCUCGGAGUUUGAAGGAGAGAAUGUGCAAGGUCGUAAAGUAAGCAAGGUCAUCAAAACCAUGGUGGUGCAGGGUGAGAGGAUGGAGAAGCAAAUCGGUGACCCCUCAUUGUCAGCAGACCUCCCGUCAGCAAAAGAAGACUUUGAAAAGGCUUUGAGUUAUGCAGGGGGCUUUGACGAAGUGCUCUUGCCUCAUUUAGUGGAAAAAGAGAUCGUGAAGGAGGAUGGAUCUCUGGUCAGAAGGUUGGGAUCGUGCCUUGGACCCGCAUGCAUAAGACGCGCACCCAGAAGAAAACCGUGGUGAGGGACUGCCAGAGCAAACACAUCCACCUGGAGCGCCUGGAGGACACUCCAGAGUCCCUACAACCUGACGAGCUGCAGCAGCA